AUGUUUAGAGAUAUUCUUCUAGGUGUUUGCCCCACGAAAUGUAUUGAACGGCAAUUGCUGUGUCUCGCUCGUGCUCUGCUUCGCCAUCCGAAAAUUCUCGUGUUAGACGAAGCAGCGGCUGCUGUUGACGCUGAAACUGACUCCUUGCUUCAGCGAACCAUUCGCGAACAGUUCGCUGACUCUACGGUGCUGACCAUAGCUCAUCGUCUGAACACGGUGAUGGACUGUGAUAGACUACUGGUGAUGGACGCAGGUCGAGUAGUGGAAUUCGAUACACCCAGCGCACUUUUAGCGAAACAAGACAGCUUAUUUCGUUCGAUGGCAGAAGAUGCUGGUAUUGUCAAACAGAACAAACAUCGGUAG
Messenger RNA from Cylicostephanus goldi, 363 nucleotides. The record is from the annotation of a GenBank genome assembly. Lineage: Eukaryota; Metazoa; Nematoda; Chromadorea; Rhabditida; Strongylidae.